Messenger RNA from Saxophila tyrrhenica, 1581 nucleotides. RefSeq lists its product as uncharacterized. Gene Ontology annotation, molecular function: serine-type carboxypeptidase activity. Bases 1 to 1581 code for a protein of 526 amino acids. The transcript has 2 exons. Gene Ontology annotation, cellular component: fungal-type vacuole. NCBI's taxonomy places the organism in Eukaryota, Fungi, Ascomycota, Dothideomycetes, Mycosphaerellales, Extremaceae. The record is from RefSeq and is a predicted model, not a curated record. Gene Ontology annotation, biological process: proteolysis.
AUGCUAUACCUCGAUCAGCCAGUGCAAGUAGGACUGAGCUACGAUACGCUACAGCACGUCACGACCAACCUUCUUACCGGCGAGAUCGAGAUGCUCAACGACACAGAUCCGGUGCCAGAGCAGAACGCCACGUUUCUGGUCGGGGUAUAUCCCAGCGGCGACAGCAAUAACACUUCCCUCGGCACGGAGAACGCUGCAAUCGCUCUGUGGCACUUCGCUCAGUCGUGGUUCCAAGAGUUCCCACAGUAUCACCCCAACGAUGGCCGCAUCAGCAUUGCGACUGAGAGCUACGGCGGCCGCUAUGGGCCAGGCUUCACGUCUUUCUUCGAACAGCAAAAUAUGCGUAUUCAGAAUGGCUCUUUCACCGAUGACGACGGCGAGAUGUACGUUCUCAACCUCGACACUCUCAUGAUCAUCAACGGCUGUAUCGAUCGACCGACGCAAUGGUUCGCCUAUCCUCAGAUUGCUUUUAAUAAUACCUACGGCAUCGAAGCGGUGAAUGCUACAAUCCACGAACAGAUGCUGGACGCUCUCUACAAAUCAGGCGGCUGCCUCGACCAGAUCGCAGACUGCCGUGCUCUCAUCCCAGAGGGCGACCCAGACAAUCUCGGCACCAACGAUACUGUCAACCAAGUCUGUGCAGACGCAGAGAACUACUGCUCUGACAACGUACGAGGGCCUUACCUUGAGUACUCUGGCCGCAACUACUAUGACAUGGCGACUUUCGAUCCCGAUCCCUUCCCAGCUCCAUUCUAUCAAGGCUAUCUCAACCAGCCGCAUGUACAAGCAGCUCUCGGAGUGCCACUAAACUGGACGCAGUCUUCGGGUGCAGUUAGCGAAGCUUUCCGUAGCAUCGGAGACUACGUAAGACCAGGCUGGAUCGAAGAUUUAGCAUAUCUUCUCGACAAUGGCAUCAAAGUCACGCUUGCGUACGGCGAUCGGGACUACGCUUGCAACUGGAUUGGAGGCGAAGCUGUCUCGCUAGCCAUCAACUACUCGAGCACUGCCGACUUCCAUGCGGCUGGCUACGCACCAAUUCAGACCAACUCAUCUUAUGAAGGCGGCCAGGUUCGUCAGUAUGGUAACUUGAGCUUUUCGAGAGUGUAUGAGGCCGGCCAUGAAAUCCCAUCGUACCAACCCGAGACGGCGUACCGCAUCUUCACUCGCGCUUUGUUCAACAAGGACAUCGCCACCGGCACGGAACCGACAUACUCCGACGGAGCUGCCUAUCAGUCUUCUGGGCUAUCAGACACGUGGAGCAUUAAGAACGAGCUACCUGCCCAGCCACUACAUUUUUGCUACGUGCUGGACCCUGGAGCGACGUGCUCGGAGGACCAGAUCGAGGCGGUCCUGAACGGCUCGGCUCUGAUCGAUCAUUACAUUGUGGUUGACCAGAACUCAACACAGCUCUUCCCGGGCUUGCUCAGCGGUACGGGAACGAGCAGUGGCAAUACCUCGUACAGCGCGGUGCCUUCUGCUUCUGCUUCUGUGGUGCCUGCUACUGGCGACGGUAGCUUUGCGAAGCCGUCCGCGAUCCUUUCACUCUUUGCAGCCAUAGUGGUCGCGGCGCUGAGCUUGUAA